UCCACCUCUGAGACAGUGUCUCCAGCCUCUUACUUUGUCAGAUAUUUCAUUUCAGCCUACCAUGAGUGAAAUAUUUGGGCUUUUUGUCCUCGGAGCUUUGGCAAAAUUAAAUAAAAGUGCGCCCUGCCUUUGUUCGGAUAUCUUUUUAAAUAUUAACAAGUUGUCAUGUCAUCUCUGACUGGAAGAGGAGAGAGAUUUCCUGCCUCUGUGAGGGGACCACUCUGGAGCUCACAAGUGCAGCAUCACCCUGAGCCCCUCGGCUUUUCUGCAAGUAUUAACGGGAAGGACUGCAAGGAGCGCCCCACUCCUGAGGGUGCCGGAGGGUCCAGAGGUGACCCACAUCGGAAUAUGUGCCAGAGAGCAGACGCUGUCCCGUCGUACAAGUCCCUCCCUGGAUCCGUCGGAGACCGUAUCAGGAGUACUUUGUCCUUUGGCAGUGGGACAAUAUGUAGAGGCACCAUGUACGCCAACAGCGGCUUCGGGAGGUCCGACAGGAAAGUUGCGUGCUGCGAGAAGUGCUCAGCGACCCUUGUUGCUCUGAAGAAACAGGCUCUGACCCUGGCUGUGCACCAUCACUUCUCCUGCAAGGACUCCAGCGACCUGUCUGCGUUUCUCCACGACAACCUUUGUGUCCAUAGUCGGUCCACUAAUGAGUCCAGGGACAGAGAGAGGGAGCAGGGCAAGUGUGGAGCCUGCGGUGUAAACCUGAACCAGCUCAAACAAGAGGCGGUCCACUUGGCUCUGAGCAGGGGUCAGUCAUUAGCUAAGCCUCCCUUUGAACCCAGCUUUAGCACUGGCACACUGCUGGGACAAAGUGAGACAAAGCAUGGAGACAGAGCUCCAAGGGACGCUGCCACGGCUAUGCAUCAACCGCGCAGUCGCACCAACAGUCCACACAGCCCAAGAAGCCCGAGGACGCCUCAGAGGACCCCCCAAACCCUCAGACGGAGGGGGCCCAAGCUCCCCAACCCUGAUAUGGACCGCUGGGUGGAGGAGCAGCAGCAGCUGGUCGCUUCCAAAUCUGCGUCCAGUGCUGAUGGUGUCAGCACGUACCCUUACCAUAAGGCUGCAGAUGAUGCUACACUGGGCCGUAGUAACGCUGGGACUGUACAGACAAGCUCAAAGAUCCCUCACAUAUCCAGAGUGGUGACCAUCGCUAACACUGCUGCUAUGUCCCUUUUAGCCAGGGCAGCGGAGAAGCUCAACCUGACAACGAGGAAAAAAGGCCAGGCCUCUGAUCCAGCUCCCGCUCACUUCUCCACCUGCUUCAGGGAGAUGAUCCAGAAAAACCCACCGCCCGUCCCCUCCUGCCUGCUCCAAGCUGCCACUAGAACCAAAGACUCGCCCAGUGUUGGCAAGGUCAAAGUCGUGCUGAGAGUAAGUCCAACGCUGUCAGAGGGCCAAGGCCAACCACCUGUUCUUCACAUCGACCCGUCCAAAAAAAGACUCACCAUAAUGGAACCAGUGAGCAAAAGCCAAUCACACGCUACAAUGACACUAGGCAGGGAUGGCAAAAAUCUUCCCAAGACCUUCAACUUUGACGCUGCCUAUCCUCAAGAGUCAAGCCAGGCCGAGGUGUGUGCGGGCGUCUUGGCUGAUGUCAUCCGCUGUGUGCUCAGCGGCAGCGAUGGAUGUGUUCUGGGUUUGGGAUGUGCUGAUGUGGGCUCGUGGUCUAGCAUGGUGGGGAGUGGCGAGAGCAUCCAGAAGCUCGGACUGGUUCCCUGUGCCAUCUCCUGGCUGUACAGUGCCAUUGAGCGGCGGAGGGAGAAGACCUGGACCGAUCUGACUGUAUCAGUGUCUGCUAUAGAGCUCUGCUGCGGAGAGGAGGACACGCUGAGGGAUCUGCUGGGGGAGGUUGUGCCCUCAUUAGGAAGUGUCCAGAACAGCCCAAAAGCCCAUGUCAGAGUCCAAGAAGACCCUGUCUCUGGGAUACAGCUACGUAACCACAACCGGGUGAAGGCCCCCACUGCUGAGCGAGCAGCUUCCCUCCUGGAUGCAGCCAUUGCAGCGCGUCGGCACAGUGACUUCAUAACAUACCUGUCCCACAGCUCCAUAAUGUUCUUCACUCUCCACGUCCAGCCCCCGCGUACAGAAAGCAGCACCAUUGGCAAAGGUUCACGUGGCCCCACUAAGUUGACCAUGAUAGAUGUGUGUAGUGGUAUGAGGGGUAUGAGCAAGAAUAAACCUCCAUAUUCUGAACUGGGCCCUGUUGUGUUGUCUCUACUAAGUGGACAUAAAACCAUCCCCAGCAAGGGUAGUAAGUUGACUAUGCUCCUUCGAGAGGCCUUGGGUCACUUAAAUUGCCAUACCACAGUCGUCGCUCAGGUUGAUGAUUCACUGGCUCGCCUUCAAGAAACCCUAUCCACCAUCCAGCUGGCUUCUCGCAUCCGCAGGACGCAGAAGAGAACGAAGCAGUCCACUUCAUGUUCUCCUUGUGGGAGGAGUUUGACUAAAGAGAAGAGAGGGCCACCAUCUUUUUCCUUGCGGGCAUUUCACUCGACUGAUGAAGUAGAUGUCGAUGUCCCUCGUUUCCGUUUGCGUGGUGAACUGGAUGAGCGCUCCAGUAGUGACCAGUCCUGUGACACAGUCAUCCAAAUAGACUCAGAUGGCUUGGUCCAGUCCAAAGUAACCUCAAGACUGACACAACCUGAAUUUGUGCCCAUCAUACCCUCUUUGCAUCCUAACAAGGCUGACAUGGAUGACCCUGAGUUUACCGCUCUACUCCAAGAGCUUCUGAGAAUCCCUCAACUGCAAGGAGAGAAGAAAAAUGAGGAAACUCUUCAAGGGAAUAUUGAAAUGCUGAAAGCAGACACCAAGAAGCCAGGGAAGGACUGUCUUAAAUGUGACACAUUUGCUGAACUUCAAGAGCGCUUGGGGUGUAUCGAUGGAAGUGAGGCAACAAUGGAUGUGCUCAGGUCUUCCUUAAAAGGCCCGUCUGUUAAUAAUGUCACAGCCAAAUCACAACCCCACAAAGACACAGGGAAACACACAGACCCUGAAACAUCAGACGCACAACAGACAUUGUUGAAUCAGGGGUUAGGUUGCAGUCAGACCUCUGUCGGAGAAAAGCAAACAGAUGGUGCCUUCCCUGGAGACAGUUUUCAGAGAGAGGAUUCAGGCCUGUAUGACUGUGAGGAGUGCAGUGGAACCAGUUCCAGUGAGGAACUACUGAAUCAAACUCUCAGUCUUAACAUGACCUGUCGAUCUGAUCUGCCUAAAAAAGGAACUGUUAAGUCAGAGGAUAAGCUCUCUUCUCAGGACUUUGAUGUGGAUGCUCAGGGCAUGAACAUCAACAGUUCCCUUCAACCUACAGGUAAACAGGAGUGUCCUGAAGCUGCUGAUUGGUUCAAACCAGACAAAAGGACCUCACCAGUUGGCAAGAGCUCCCCCAUAUCUCCUUCCUCCUCCUGCUCCUCUUCAAACUCCUUGGCUACCAGUGUUAUACUUGGAGAUGUCUUACCCAAUCGCCCUGCAGAGGAUGUUAAAGAAAUGAAGGCCACUAUCACAGUAACUGUUCAACAGCCACUGGACCUAAAAGGUCAAGAUGAACUUGUUUUCUCUAUGGUGGAAGAGGUGACCAUCAGUGGAGCACUGGACAAAGGGAGGACAGGUGGAAACAUUAUUUGUAUCAGAGACACUGCCCAAUCACAGGCACAUGUGCAAGGCCCUGCCAGCUCUCAACCAAUCAGGAUAAUCAGCAAUGUCAGCGAAGAAUCUAUAGGCGCAGGUUCUUCUAAUACAAACAAAAGCUCUGCAGCUCAAGAUGUAGCUACAGAUGCUAGCACAGACAAGCCCCAGUAUCAGUUCAGAAGGGAAAAGAAGUUCUUACCUUCCUUUAUAAACCCCAUGCUGAUUAAUGCAGAUGUGGAUUGUGAAUUGAAUGUUAUGAAAGAAAAAGAAAGUAACCCUCAUAAUGCUUUUAUAGAAGUCAAGUCGGAGUCUGAGCCCAGACGGAAUAAUGCCAAAUGUCCAGAAGACAGAAAGGUUCUUGAAAAGAGAAGUGGGGCUUUUGCUUCUGAGACACAUGCCAAAAAGUCUGACAAAGUAUGUGACUUACCUUUUAGCCAAAGUUCUUAUGACCCAAAGGUCUUGAAAGAUUCAGCCUUUGGUGAUGAAACUGCAGAAAACAAAAUGUGUGGAAAGAGACAGAGACAUUCAGACAAGAGCCACCCUAGAGACAGGGAGCAUGUUUAUUCCACUAACACUCCAAAGGGCUCAGAGGGGGGAGAAAUCGGUUCCAGACGUGUUGGGAAUGCCCCCAAGAGAAUUGGUGUGUCACCUGGUUGCCAGGAAACCGCCUCUGCUUCCUUUAAAACAGGUAGUUUGCCUCGAGGCUGGCAAAAUGCCAACCACCAGGACAGCUACCAUGGCGUUCACAUGGCAGAGAACCACAGAGACCCAAGGGGGAUGACAUCAUCCACCCCGUGUAGCCCAAGAGUUACUCUGGAGAGGAGGCAGGGCAGACAGCACUCCCCAGUGAACCACAGCCUCCAUGUCUCUUCUCCUCGGAAAUAUGGAACUGAAUACAAACAGCAUGCUAGUAGUGCUCACAGAGAUGGUGUUGAAUCUUUGUUUGAGGCCUCAAAUCUGAGAAUGAAACAUGACAAUAUGAGUGGGAGGCCAAAGUCACCCACUGAGGACAGUAGCAGGCUUUUCAGUGCAAAACUGGAGCAGCUGGCUACGAGGACUAAUUCCCUUGGUAGAAUCCCUAGAGACUUCCCAGCCCUAGACAGAGGCGGUAGUAACACCUCAGUAAGCUCUAAGGGGAGCUCCAAGGGAAGUACUGAAGGGGCUUGUAAGGGAGGUUAUAAAGGAAAUAAUGAGGGGGAUUGUACCUUCCCAAGAUCUAGCAGGAGCCCCAGGAAGAAUCCUCGGUCUGACCAGAGUCAUCACUUCUUUCUCUCUGAAAACCCUGUAACUCAGUCUGCUAGGCAUAACCAUUCCAAGCUUUCUGCUGUGGGGAAACUCAAGAUGGCUAGCCCCAAAGUCCGUCGACUGUCUGUCCCCAGCAUCAAGAACCUCAGUCUUCCACACAAAAGCCUGCAACAGUCUAUCAACCGCAGUGCCAGUCUUUCUCCAGACAGCAAAACAGUUAGCUUUGAGCGGACGUCAUCCUUUCUGUCCUCUUCCCCUCCAAGGUCUUUUCAUUCAAUCAGUCGGACACCGAGCCAAAGCUCCACAUGCUCAUCCACAAAAUCUGCCAUUCAGGGGUUUAUAAACGGACGGAUCUCUGACCUUCUUAAGGAAAGGGCCUCCAGUCCCACCUCGGGAAGACUGGACCAAACGACCACAAUUCCAUCACCAUACAGCCAGGUGACUGCUCCCCGUAUGCCUGAUCAUCUGAGUGGGCAUGCGAGUGACACCACCAGUGUGUUGAGUGGAGAUUUGCCACCAGCUAUGGGGAAGACAUCCCUGAAUUUCUCUAACAGGAACAGUAUGGUGAGCAGUGGAUAUGACAGCAUGGUGAGGGACAGUGAAGCCACAGGCAGCGACAGGAGCAGCUCUCUUCUUAGUGUUGCUCGAAGCAGCCGAUCAUCCCGGAGGAGAGGCAACACAGGUCCUCACCAGCGUCGUCUUUCCCAUGAUACACCCCUGUCCCUGAGACGCUCGACUAGUGGUCUGCGGUCUGGCUGGGUGGAUCGGGGAAUCCCGGAGGCCUACGAGAUCAAGGUCUAUGAGAUCGACAAUGUGCAGAGGAUGCAGAAAAGAGCAGGUGCUGGCAAACAGGGGCCUGCAUGCUUCAGUGCCAAGCUGAAGUUUUUGGAGCACCGUCAGCAGAGGAUCUCAGAGGUCCGAGACAAAUACAACCACCUGAGGAGAGAGCUAGAGAAGGCCAAACACAACCUCAUGCUGGAGCCCACCAAGUGGAACCAAGAGUUCGACCUGUGGCAGACUUUCGAGGUGGACUCCCUAGAGCAUCUGGAGGCCCUCGAAGUGGUGACAGCCCGGCUGGAGAACAGGCUCAACCUCUGCAAGGCCAACAUCAUGAUGGUCACCUGCUUCGAUGCCGGCACCAGAAGAAGACAUAAGAAGCGACGGCGAAAAGCACCGGAGCCAAGAGCUUUGAAGGGAGUCUGAGUAGAAUCAUAGUGAGAAUUGUUUAGAGCACCCACCUCUUCCCCUCAGACUCUUGUGUUUUAUCGAGUGCACCUGGCCACCUGUCACUGGAAUGUUUUGGAUGAUAGAUUCAAACUCUGACACAAACUUUAAUGCACACUUUAUGGUCUCAACUACCACAUUACCUCUGGUCCCUUUGACUUAACAAGGUGCUACAGACUGAGGUCUUGCACAGUUACAUCUUACCUGUCUUCACAUGGAAGUAGAGGUCAAUAAAUCCAGUGGCAGAGCUUAAGUCUUACAGCUGGCAGGAAUUUUUCAGACACCUACAAAGGGCUCAUUCUUGAUAUAAUGCAAUUUCUGACACAUUUUGAAAUCUCAGAAAAAAUAUCACAACCUUUCUUUAGUGGCUUUCUAACUUGCUAUAAUGCCACUGUCACAGCUGUCCUCCUGUCCCAACUGACCCCAGUCUCCCCUACUUUUUUCCUGGUAUCUGUCAGAAGUCACAUUACAGACAUAAAAGUUCAUUAUUUGUCCUUUAAAUAAACCACCCAAAAAAAUUUUUUCUUUAAGCUUUGUUAUUGUUUUUUACCAUUGUACAAUAUAUUUACAGCAACCAGUUCAGCUCAGUGCAGCAUCUAAUGCUAACAAGACAUUUCACUGAGCUAAAGGGCAAAUAUUGUAACCUUUCCUCUCUGCCGAAUAUGCAGAUUAUAAAAGUUUUGCUUUCAGGUGAUAAAGGUGCAGACACUCUACACACACUACAUUAUUAGUGUUGGAUAUAACUACAAUAGAACAUUUGUGCAGGGUAACUCAUUGAGCAUUUUUGCCUUCUGUUUUGCAAUUUGUUAAUGGUCUCAUUUUGUUUGAAGCAACUCUUGGAAGCACUUGUUAGAGCACUUUGUGUUAUUUAGAAAACAUUUAACUACCUACACGUUACUGCGAUUUGUAUUUUUUUAGUCGUAUGUUUAAGUGACUGCUAUUAAGUGAUCAAAUUUACUAAAAAAACCUAAAGAAGUCUCACACUAAUGGACUGAUCUGCCUGCUCUUUCUUGAUCUUUGAUUUAGAGGAGGUUUAGCCAUCACAGUUAUUUUCAAAUGAGUGUUCAAAAGGGAAUAUGCCAUUCUGUAUAUAGAUUUUGGUGCUGAAAACAUCUAUGAAAAUACAUUGUUUAUUUCACAUUUUUGAAACUGUAAAUGUAAAAAUGUCUCCAGUAGUUCAAAGGAUAUCAGGUUGAGGCAAUUAUUAAGCAGGAAGCAAAGCAGUUUCUCUGUGAGCUGUGGAAACUGAGCUGUCUGAAGAAAUGAGUGAUGGUUUAAAGGGAUCGAUAGGAUCUUUUGAAGUUUGAAGUUGUAUAAAGUACUUAUCCAUAGGCAGUGUAUUA
Molecule: messenger RNA, 7442 nt
Organism: Epinephelus fuscoguttatus (brown-marbled grouper)
Lineage: Eukaryota; Metazoa; Chordata; Actinopteri; Perciformes; Serranidae
Gene: kif26bb
Product: kinesin family member 26Bb
Exons: 15
Coding region: 166-6078 (1970 amino acids)
Biological process (GO): microtubule-based movement
Molecular function (GO): microtubule binding; microtubule motor activity; ATP binding
Source: RefSeq, a predicted model, not a curated record